AUGACGAGCACAGACGUUGAGAAGAAUUUUCCUUUCACCCGUUUGCCGCUCCGACAUCGUGACUCGGUUAUAGAAGCAACGCAAGUUGGAGUCGAGACCGAUCGAGGAAUCCUUAAACUUUUGGAAUUUAAGUUUGAAGAAUUCUUUACAGAUUUCCCGCUUCUCGGCAUCGGUUUGCACCAAAACGCGAAAGCAACCCGUGCUGGAUUCUUGACCGGUCGAGGAAUUCUUGCAUUUGCGGAAUUGAUGUUCGAAGGAAUCCUUACAAUGUUUACAAAUUCCAAUUUCUCGUUUCUUUGUCUUGGAAUAAUCGCUUCGCAACAAUUUGCGAAGACAAUCACAACGCCAGGGCGUCAUGUCGUCAUCAAGGGGGGAAGCGCAGUUGGAAAGAAAGUCUUCCACUGA
Messenger RNA from Paramuricea clavata, 405 nucleotides. The record is from the annotation of a GenBank genome assembly. NCBI's taxonomy places the organism in Eukaryota, Metazoa, Cnidaria, Anthozoa, Malacalcyonacea, Plexauridae.